ACUAAUUUUAAAAAAGGGCAGUAACAUUUCCAGGAAGGACGAGAGGAGGAAAUCAAAAGUGAAACUAUAUUGCCAAAGGGGUGGACCUUCAAACUGCUGAUCGAGAGGAGAAGCCAUUAUCUACUUGUCACAGAGCAUAUCACGGCACGGUGGCUCUUUCAGACUGCAACUGAAGUCUUGGUUCAGAUCCAACUCCUGGUGUGAAAUGAGUACAGAAUUCCGCAAAGUGCUUUUUGAAAUUUCUGAGGCUUUGGUCACAGACGAACUGGACGGUCUUAAAUUCCUCAGCCAGGAGCAUGUCGCCAGGAGGAGGCUGGAAGCCAUCGAGGAGCCCAAGGCCUUCUUCGAAGCGCUGCAGGAGAAAGACAUGAUCGGGGUGAGGAAUCUGUCCUUCCUGAAGGAGCUGCUCUACCGGAUCAAUCGGAUCGACCUCCUGACUGCCCACCUGGGCUCCAGCCGGGAGGAGAUGGAGAGAGAGCUGCAGGUCCAGGGCAGGGCACAGGUGUCAGCUUACAGGCAACUGCUGUAUGGAAUUGCAGAGAACUUGAUUCCAGGAGACGUCAGAAGUGUGAAGUUCCUGCUCCAAAAACAAUUACCAAAGAACAAGCUCCAGGAAAAUGCUUCAAUGUUGCAGGUCUUUCAGGAAAUGGAAAUAAAUGGGUUAAUUAAAGAAGAUAACCUCACAAUGCUGAAAGAUAUAUUACAGAAAGUUAGACCUGACCUAAAGAGAAAAAUUGAUGCCUAUGAAGUAAAAAAAAAAGAAAAUUAUUCUAGGGAAGAAGUCCGUUAUCCUGUGUCUGUGUCUGCACGUCCAGGAGCAGAGGGGGAGGCAGCAAAACAGCAUGGGAAAAUAUAUAAGAUGAAAAAUAACCCCCAUGGUUACUGUUUAAUUCUUAACAACCACAUUUUUAAAAAUCCACUUCUCAAUAGAGAGGGAACAUUGCAUGACGGAGAGGCUGUGAAGAGGGUUUUUGAGUGGCUUCAGUUUGAGACAGUUGAGUACAUGGAUCUAGAAGGAAAAAAAAUACGUGAGACAGUUAAAGAAUACAGCAAAAGAGAUCACAGAAAUAUGGACUGUUUUGUUUGUUUCAUUUUCUCCCAUGGUGAAAAAGACAAAAUAAAAGGUGUUGAUGAUGAGUGCGUAAAUAUUGAAGAAUUAGUCUCCUGCUUCACUGGAACUAAUUGUCCUUCUCUCGCUGGCAAACCCAAGGUGUUUAUCAUCCAGGCUUGCCAAGGCUCUAGACAUCAUCCAUCUGUUACAGUAGAAGCAGACUCUUGAGGANAUCUUGAGGUGGAUGCUAGUCCUUCGAUUUCCAUUCCUGAUAGGGCUGAUAUUCU
Sturnus vulgaris (Common starling) is the source of this 1338-nucleotide messenger RNA. Lineage: Eukaryota; Metazoa; Chordata; Aves; Passeriformes; Sturnidae. The record is from RefSeq and is a predicted model, not a curated record.